Calidris pugnax (ruff) is the source of this 788-nucleotide messenger RNA. It is a transcript of the gene IL15RA, whose product is annotated as interleukin 15 receptor, alpha. Gene Ontology annotation, molecular function: interleukin-15 receptor activity. NCBI's taxonomy places the organism in Eukaryota, Metazoa, Chordata, Aves, Charadriiformes, Scolopacidae. Gene Ontology annotation, cellular component: plasma membrane. Bases 18 to 788 code for a protein of 256 amino acids. The transcript is spliced from 4 exons. The record is from RefSeq and is a predicted model, not a curated record. Gene Ontology annotation, biological process: interleukin-15-mediated signaling pathway.
GCCGUCGCCGCUGUCCCAUGGCCCGGCUCUUGCUGCCGCUGCUCUUCUCUACCGUCUCCCUCCUGCUGCCCUGCGGCGCCGCCGACACCGCGCAAGCGCGAUGCAGCCGCCCCAAGGACGUGGCCAACGCGCGCAUCGACGUGGGCAACAACACCCUGCUCAACGCCCGCCUGCGCUACGUCUGCAACCCGGGCUACAAGCGCAAAGCUGGUACCUCCAGCCUCAUCCAGUGCAUCCUCCGCGACGGCUCCAAGCCCGACUGGACCCACACCACCCUCCAAUGCAUCCGAGACCCGGCUCUACCUCCACUAACUCCCAGCCCUGAGCUCCUGACCACGCUGCACACUGAGAGGAUGACCCAGAGGGGAACUGGCGAUGCCAACCUGACCUCCAGCCCCUCUCCAGCAGCGAUGCCCAUGGGAGCUGCUGGCCAGCCACCCGUGCCACCAGCACCUGAUGGGUCAUCACCAGAGACAUCCAUGGCGCCGGAGCUGCCCCUGCCACUGGAGACGUCCACGCUGGGAGAGGGGACAACCCCGCUGCCCACCGCCCCCCCGGACCACGCUGCAGGUCAGGCCACCUCUCCGAGAGAGAUAACCCACCCACGGGGGUGGUGUCAACCAGCAAAGGCUUUUUUUACUUUUUCAGUGCAUUUCCCCUUGUCUCCAACUCCGUUUGGAGUGAGGGUUCCCUCAGCAUCCUCCUCUUCCCUGGCUUUGCAGCUAAAAAUCUCCAUUUCUCUCUUGUUUUCCAGCUUCUGCCCAGAACCUCACCUCUUCCAUUGGUAA